AUGAUAGAGAGGACAUUUUUGGAUGUGCAUAAAGCAGUUUUCGAAGAACUAACCAUGAACAAAAACAGGAAAGAACGAGAGUUCUACAGCCUCGAUGUGGGGGAUUCAACAUUCACAGUUCUGAAACGAUACCAGAAUCUCAGGCCCAUUGGCUCAGGAGCGCAGGGGAUCGUCUGCUCUGCUUAUGACCAAGUCCUUGAACGAAAUGUUGCCAUCAAAAAGCUGAGUCGGCCGUUUCAGAAUCAGACCCAUGCCAAGCGGGCCUUCAGAGAGCUAGUCCUAAUGAAAUGUGUCAAUCACAAAAAUAUUAUUGGUUUGUUAAAUGUAUUUACGCCACAAAAAUCAUUUGAAGAAUUCCAAGAUGUAUACUUGGUGAUGGAGCUGAUGGAUGCCAACCUGUGCCAGGUUAUUCAGAUGGAGCUUGACCACGAGAGGCUUUCCUAUCUGCUCUAUCAGAUGCUGUGUGGUAUCAAACACCUCCAUGCUGCUGGCAUCAUUCACAGGGACCUCAAACCAAGUAAUAUAGUUGUCAAGUCUGAUUGUACGCUGAAGAUAUUGGACUUUGGCUUGGCCCGGACUGCCGCCACAGGCCUCCUGAUGACGCCAUAUGUUGUUACGCGCUACUACAGAGCACCAGAAGUCAUCCUGGGCAUGGGAUACCAGGCAAACGUGGACAUAUGGUCUGUGGGCUGCAUUCUGGCAGAAAUGGUUCGCCAUAAAAUCCUUUUCCCAGGCAGGGACUUGGAUGUAUGGUCAGUGGGCUGCAUAGUGGCCGAGAUGAUCAGGGGAAGUGUGUUGUUCCCCGGCACUGAUCACAUCGACCAGUGGAACAAGGUAAUUGAGCAGCUAGGCACUCCAACUCAGGAUUUUCUAAUGAAGCUGAAUCAGUCAGUUAGAACAUAUGUAGAAAACAGACCACGUUAUGCCGGAUACAGCUUUGAGAAGCUCUUCCCAGAUGUCCUAUUCCCUGCCGACUCUGAUCACAAUAAACUGAAAGCGAGCCAGGCCAGGGAUCUCUUAUCCAAGAUGCUAGUGAUUGAUGCAUCGAAGCGUAUAUCUGUAGACGAAGCCCUCCAGCACCCGUAUAUCAAUGUUUGGUACGAUCCAGCAGAAGUGGAGGCGCCCCCUCCGAAGGUCCUAGACAAACAGCUGGAUGAGAGAGAGCACACUGUGGAGGAGUGGAAAGAGCUAAUUUAUAAGGAAGUAAGUGAAUGGGAGGAAUUUUCAAAGAAUGGUGUGAUAAGAGGCCAGCCAGCUCCUUUAGGUGCAGCAGUGAUCGACAGCCCUCCUCAGCCCACAUCCUCUUCUUCCUCCUCUUCGUCAGCUAAUGAUGUGUCGUCCAUGUCUACAGAGCCCACUGAUCCCAGCAGUGACCCCACUAUGGCCUCUGAGACGGACAGCAGCCUGGACAGUCACACCUCUCUGGGUGCGCUGGCCUGCUGCAGAUAA
Molecule: messenger RNA, 1449 nt
Organism: Menidia menidia (Atlantic silverside)
Lineage: Eukaryota; Metazoa; Chordata; Actinopteri; Atheriniformes; Atherinopsidae
Source: the annotation of a GenBank genome assembly